UCCUCACUAAACAUCCACCGGAGGCUUGUCUCAACUCCCAACCAAUCCUCAAGGUCGGAUCUGAGUCCGGAGCUCCACCUAAUCCAGCUCCAGUUCCUGUAUAGGCAACCUAGAACCCUUUUCUUAGUUAUAUCUUCAUCAGUACAGUUCUACGUGAUGUUGGAGAAGGUUGGAGAAGGUAUUGGAUAAUGUUUGAUACCUAGAGACGGUGUAAUAGUGAACUCAAACCUGCCUGAUGAUUAAACAAAAUCUAAAGAGUUACUGCAGGCUAAAACCAGGAGUGGAGGGUCUGGAGGAGGUUUAUAAUGAAAGUUGAAAUCAAGAAUACAUAUGUAGAACUAGAUUCAAUAGACCUGGAGCAGAACAUGAGGAAGAAUGAACAUUCCUUUCAAAGAUCUCCAGAUAUUCAUCAGAAAUCGAGUGAAGGCAAUAUCUUCACUUUUCAUAUGGAAUCCAACACCAAUUCACUGACAGUUGAACGCCGUCCAGUUAGACGCCUGUCUCCCAUUCCACCCACAGCUCAUUUUCCUACAGUGCUUGAAGAACCAAGUUCAUCAAGUGCUGAAGGAUCUGAGGGGUUCAAUGAGGUCCCAGUUGCCUUCAAGGAAAAUGAGGGUGGAGAAAACUGCGUGAAACAUAGGAGGAGAUUGCCUUAUAUCUCCUCUAGCAUGACAAAGAAUAAGUCAAGUCGCAGCUUUGACUCGGGAAUUGCCUGUUUGCUGGCAAGUGGGUCCAGUUCUCCUUCCCCACCUUUAAACAACGAUAGAGAUGGAAAAAAUGCCUACCCGCCUAACUCUCCGGUAAGAUCUCCUGUUCCAUCCAGAUCUCCGGUGACACCGUCCAAACGUGCAUCUUUCCAUGCACUGUCAAGACCCACUCCAGGGAAUCUGGUUCCAACCCCUGGUUCUCCUCGCUCUCCAUACAAGCAAUGUAAGCUUGGGUAUCUCUCAUCUAGAAGAAUGUCAGAGCAAGCAGAUAGACCUGUUUGCAAUAAUAACAUAGGACGCACACUAUCUCCUUGCAAUACCUCUUUUAACAAGUCUCCAUCUCCAUCCUAUAACUCGUCCAGCAAGUCAUCUCCACAGCUGCAUGGAUCCCCUAAACUACUUCCAUCAUACUCCUUGCACUCCAAUGAGAGCUCAGGAAGUCCGCCAAAAACCCCGGAAAUAUCAUCUCCUCAGAGUCCAGCUCCUUCACCCCCGCUUGCCAGAUUAAGUCGCAGGGUUCUUCCGGAAACACCUGGGGUAAAAAACACAUUAGCUGUGAAUUGUACAAAGACAAGACCGGUAAGAACUAGUCAUCAUCUUGUAGAUAAUCACAAGAAAUAUCAUAUAUCCCUCUCCUCCCACACCUCACUGGACUCUGGCAUGUACUCCAGAAGCAACACGUCGGACUCUGUCAACUGCUGCUCGAGGACCAACACAUCCUCUCCGAUCCUCUAUUAUUCCCCAACCUUUAGUCGACAAUUAAAUUGGAGGAAGUCGAAUAUUCUUGAAACAUCGUCGAACUCUUCCCUCCCAGAUACCAACGUCAACACUGUCCGGCGUCAAAGCUUGCCAGAUAGCGAAAAGGCUUUGGUAGAGCACAAAGCUACCAAACAACUAGACAAUCACAAUAAGUAUCAGAAGAGACCAAGACCAGAGAGAGCAAAUACGUGCAAUGACAAUGAUAUAGGAUAUAUGAAUGGGGGUACCCCAGAGGAUCAUAGUAUAUCUAAUAAUGGUUGGAUGAAGGAGAACACUGAUGUACCAAGACUGAAAGAUUUAAAAAGUAACAGUUUUCCAAAUCAGUGGGAUACAGAGGAAUGGGAUCUUCAGGAUGAGAUAAAUGAAUAA
Molecule: messenger RNA, 1835 nt
Organism: Eurytemora carolleeae
Lineage: Eukaryota; Metazoa; Arthropoda; Copepoda; Calanoida; Temoridae
Exons: 6
Coding region: 306-1835 (509 amino acids)
Source: RefSeq, a predicted model, not a curated record